Molecule: messenger RNA, 2269 nt
Organism: Benincasa hispida (wax gourd)
Lineage: Eukaryota; Viridiplantae; Streptophyta; Magnoliopsida; Cucurbitales; Cucurbitaceae
Product: protein gamma response 1
Biological process (GO): DNA repair; DNA double-strand break processing involved in repair via single-strand annealing
Molecular function (GO): damaged DNA binding
Source: RefSeq, a predicted model, not a curated record
AAGCUUUUUGAACGAAAUUCACAAUUUCCGCCAUGGAACUCCGUCAUAAAUCUGCAAGGUUUCUCGUCGGCCGCCGUACGUAUUCUCCUAUAAACUCCACUCUUCUCCGAUCAAACAGAAAUCUAUAUAAGAUAUGGAGACUGACCAAGAUCACUCUCUAAAAUUUGGAGGGUCUUCUGUUGAAGGUGAUGAUCUAAAGUACAUCUCUGGGCUUAGUACUAUUCUGGUUGCAACGAUCCAGGAAACUAAGGACAGGAUAUCCCAGAUUGAAUAUAUCUUCUGCAGCCAACUCUUUCCCAGUUUUCAAUCAAAGUCUAAAAGUUUGCAGAAAAUAUAUUCCGAGGCUAAGAAAUCUGCAGAGGAUACAUGGAAAGAAAAGGAAACCAGUCUCCUAUUCCAAAUAGAAAAACUUAAGAGGGAAAAUCAACAUAUCCUUGAAGAGAAUCUGUCUUUGAAACUUGAGAAAGAAGAGCCAUCAAGGGAGCAAGAAGAAAGGAUGGAUCUGCUGCGGUCUAAACUACUAGGUGAGCAACUCAAUGCUGAGGAGCUAUCACAACAACUUAAACAGAAAUCGAGAGAAAUUGAUGAGGGGAUCGAAUUACAGCAGAAAUUACUUGAAAUGGUUCGGUCAAAAACCUCUCUGAUAAUGAGUAAGGAACAAAAACUGAAAGAGUAUGAAGACCAAUCAAAUGCAUUGCGCACCAAAUUGACUAGCUUAGAGGUAAAGUUUGAUGGGCUCCAGAAGCAGCUUAAUGAGAAGACAGAUGAAGUAUCUAAGGUUAAAAAGUUGGAAGAGAACUUGUUCAAAAAGCUUGAAUUACAAGCUUCAGAAAUUAUUAACAUUGAACAGAUGAAUAAUGAUCAGCAGAAAGAGAAACAAAUGCUUGUGGUGAAGGUAGAAAAAUUGCAGGAGAAUGUCAACGGUCUAGAGAAGGAGCUUUUAAAGAAGACUGAAGAAAUUGAAGAAGGAAGGAAACUGCAAACCAAGUUGCUCCAGCAAAUUGAUUCAGCUGGCUCAGAAAUUUCAAAGAAUAAAGUGCAACUCGAGGAAUUUCAGAAAGAGAACAAACGACUCCUAGCCAAGUUGAAUGGUUCUCAAGAGAAACUUAAUGAGCUUCAGCCAAAUCCGAGGGUAAAGAACAAGGAAAUGGAAGGAAAUGAAUUAUAUGAAAGUUUACGCGAACAGAUUGAAUUGAAGUCCUUCGAGUUACAGGCUGAAAAGAAGGCAAGAAGAGGCGUUGUUGAUGCCUACAAAAGGCUGAAGUCACAAUAUAACUUCCUUUGCAAAAAAAUUGGCCUUACUAGCGAUAAUAUGCAGCCAAAGAACAGAAGAGAAAAUGAAACCGAUUCAAUGGCUUUUAAUCAAGAUCUUGCACUCUCACCAGUAGACCCUGAUGCGGAAACUGAAGAAUCUUCUAUGGCCAUUUCUGAUACAUCCCAAUUGAAGAAAGAGAUUAGCUUGCACCAUAAUGUAGAGGAUAAAAAGGGAGUCAAGUUAAAUCAGGCCUUGAACUCCCGUUCCCCUCCAAAGACUCCUAGUUUCCCAAGUGGCUCAAAACGUAGUCCCAAUGUAAAAUCUGCACCAAUGGCAUCUAAAAGACCGGCAUCUUAUUGGAGAGAUACAAGGGCUCAUUGUCAAGAGCAGGCGGGGCCUGACCCACAUGAUGAUUUUCUCGAUACUCCAUUCGAGAACAUCCGAGAGAAUUUAAACAAGCCUGUGAAGGACAGAGUUCAAGAUCUUCCUCUUCCUGAGGUGGUAGUAAAAGACAUCAAUAUGGAUAUCUCUGACGACGAGACACAAGAUCUGAAUGCUGUUAAUCCACCACAAAAUCAGCAGAUGCCGGUUUCGGUGACUGGCAAUAGAGGAGGGGGCUUUAAGUUUGUGGAGCCAGUGAGAAAGAAAGCUGACAGGCAAAAUUUAAAAGGAAUCGAAUGCAAGCAAUGCAAGAAAUUUUAUGAUGCUGUUCUUGCAAAUGAUGGCAAUGAAGAAGCCAAUGGUGAUAAACCGUGUUUACGGUGUGAGCAUCAUGAUGGGGUUUCAAGGCAUCGGUAUAGGUAUGUUCCUCCCAUGACUCCUGAAGGAUUUUGGAACAUUGGAUUUGAAUCUGAAAUGUAAUAUGUUAGUGUAGGAUAACAGAAAUUUAUUUGAGAAAUUUAUUUGAUUAAACCCGUUGUUUGAUAAUUAGGGACAGUGUAGGUGAUGUACAGUAUAUUUCAGGAAGAAAACUAUGAAAAAAUUAAUGCAUUGGGUAAAUAUAAAUGAAAGUUU